AUGGAUGCAGCUAAUAUUUUAAAACCAAUGUUAUCAAGAGGAGAAUUACGAUGUAUUGGAGCAACAACAAUAGAAGAAUAUAGAAAAUAUGUAGAAAAAGAUCCAGCAUUUGAAAGACGAUUCCAACAAGUUUAUGUAAAUGAGCCAAGUGAAGAAGAUACAUUAUAUAUUCUUCGAGGAAUACGAGAGAAAUAUGAAAAUCAUUAUGGAUUAACAAUUACCGAUUCAGCAUUAGUUUCAGCAGCAACAUUAAGUAAAAGAUAUAUUAAUGGAAGAUUUCUUCCAGAUAAAGCAAUUGAUUUAGUUGAUGAAGCAUGUGCUACAUUAUUUACACAAAAGAAUUCACAACCAGAAGAAAUAGAUAAAUUAGAAAGAAGAGAAACACAAUUAAAUGUAGAGAAAAUAGCAUUAGAAAGAGACAUUAAAGAAAGUGAUGAAGACCAUAAUAAAAUGAUUAAAGAAAGACUACAAGAUAUUGAAAAAGAAUUAAGUGAAAAUAAAGAGAAAUUAACAAAAUUACGAAUUAACUAUGAAAAAGAAAAAGGAGGAAGUGAAGAAAUGAAAGAACUUGCAACGAAAAUAGAAGCUAUGAAACAUAAAGCAGAAAGUACUAAAGAUUUAGAAGUAGCAGCUGAUUUAAAAUAUUAUGCAAUACCAGAAGCAGAAAAAAGAAUGAAAGAAUUAAAGGAACAAAAUAAAGAAACAACAAUGAUAUCAUUACAAGUUACACCAACACAAAUAGAAGAAGUAGUUAGUAGAUGGACAGGAAUUCCUGUUACUAAAAUGAAUCAAACAGAGAAAAUAAGACUAAUGAAAUUAGAAGAAGAACUACAUAAACGAGUAAUAGGACAAAAUGAAGCAGUAACAGCAGUUAGUGAUGCAAUUAUUCGAAGUAGAGGAGGAUUAGGAAAUGAAAAACGACCAACAGG
This is a messenger RNA of Entamoeba dispar SAW760, 929 nucleotides long. RefSeq names its product chaperone Clpb, putative. Gene Ontology annotation, cellular component: cytoplasm. The annotation marks the transcript as partial. Lineage: Eukaryota; Evosea; Mastigamoebida; Endamoebidae. Gene Ontology annotation, biological process: cellular response to heat. Gene Ontology annotation, molecular function: ATP binding; ATP hydrolysis activity. The record is from RefSeq and is a predicted model, not a curated record. The transcript has a single exon.